CCCUUUGCUCAUUUACUUGAGCUUCUUCUUCGGUCGCAGCUGGUUCGUGUGCCCGCACUUCUUCUUCCGGCAGUUUUUGGCGCGCGGCGGCAGGCGCGCGUAGCACUUGCGGCAGAUCAUCUUGUCGCAGUUGUACGUCUUGGCCAGCGCGGCCAGCGACGGGUCGUAGACCAUCUUUGUGGUCUCCCUCUGGGCGGCCUGUGUUGGAUCGAGCGGUGAGUCAAGGCGUGGCGCGUCGGCGGCGUGCGCGCGGCGGCGGCGUGCUAUUCAGACGUUUUGAACGUCGAGGUGGUGCCGCGCUUGCCGCCGCACGGCCCAGCGAACGCCACACCGCUGCGCAGACGCCACCGCUGCUCAUUACAGCUCUCGGCACGACCAGUGAUCGCGCCGGGAGCGCUUGAGCGGCCGAGACGUGCAGUGCAGCGGGCAUUGGGCCAUACUCGGCGAGGCGUCAUCGUUUCGCGCAGCGGCUUCGACAGCGAUUCAUUCGAAGCUCAAACUACGUCGUAGGCAGCUCGUAUUUCGAUCUCGGACGCAGACUGGCACGCUUUUGCAGUCCGCUUUGUCUCCAGCCUGGCG
Molecule: messenger RNA, 579 nt
Organism: Pelagomonas calceolata
Lineage: Eukaryota; Pelagophyceae; Pelagomonadales; Pelagomonadaceae
Source: the annotation of a GenBank genome assembly